Molecule: messenger RNA, 3176 nt
Organism: Leptopilina heterotoma
Lineage: Eukaryota; Metazoa; Arthropoda; Insecta; Hymenoptera; Figitidae
Exons: 5
Coding region: 721-2994 (757 amino acids)
Source: RefSeq, a predicted model, not a curated record
GCAGACAACCAAAUGCACAUUUGAGGCUUAGUGAAUAGACUGUUAUACACUAUUUGUGAUUGUUACAAUAGAAAUUGUGAAAAAAAGUUAUUUUCUAUUAUAUAUAGAUAGAUCAGAGCGGAUCCAGUCACAAAUAAGGAACGCUCGCUUCACUACCACACUAUAGUUCACUGUUCGCUGCUUCUUCAGAAUUCGACGAUCCGUCGUUACCACGUUUCUGCGUUUUUCUUCUAAGCCAUUCUACUACUGGUCGCACAAAGCACGCAUCGAGGCACCCUACGAGGCACACACCGAGGCAUCGUACAAGGCAUUCACUAGCAGGGUGCUUCAAACGACAUUUGCCUUGUGCCUCGUAAAGCGAGUGAGUGCCGCAGGGUGGCGCGUAGAAGCUUCCGUAUAAGCAUGUUCCGUUCACAAGUGCGACUCGCUAGAAGAGUCAAUCCGUACGCAUUUUACCAUCCACAGUGCAAAUGCUGUGAAUGCGUGUGCAGUGAACUGCACUUCAUACGCAUGCAAUUAAUGAUGCGCAACCACCCGUAUCGGCAAUCACGCAUUUCAUAAUGGCGACAGCAUUGUUUGUGGGGUUUGUAGUGUGUUGUCAAGUUUUUAUUGUAAUUCCAUAUUUUAUUGUUUUUAUUGCCACACUAUUGUGAGGAAUUAUCGUUGAUUUAAUUUUUCUCUACUGCAGCAAAAUAAGAUUUUACAUUAUCGUGAAGUAAGAUGUCUCAAAAAUUUAAAAAUUAUUUGGAACUCAGUUCGAGACAAAAAAAAAGACGUUUAGAUGCGAUUAUUGAAAAUAGACAACAAUUGCCAUUACAUGACGAAGAUGAUUAUUCGGAUACUAAUCAUGACGAUAACAACGACGCUGAUAUUAAUUACGAUCUCGAUGAUGGGGUUAAUCAUCCUGCUGAUGAUAAUGUUGAUAACGCUGUUGAUGAUAAUGUUGUUAAUGCUAUUGUUGAUAAUCAUGAUAUCAACGUUAAUCCCGAUCCUGAUGAUGAUGAUGAUGGUGGUGUCAGUAACGAUAGCGAUGACAAUGAGACUGUCAGUUCUUACGAAGAAGACAAUGAAUAUGACUUUGAGCCAGAAAUAUCAAUUGCAGUAGCGAAUGAAGAUGAUGAUUUAAGUGCGUCAGAUGACGAAAAUCGGGACAAUGCUGUUCAGGAAGAUAUAGUGGGUUUGCAAAGGAGGAGUUUAAAAAAUGCUUUUUUGGCAGCUAACAUAAAUCACAGUCAAGGAAAUGUCUUAUUAAAAACAUUGCGUCAAUUUCCUUUUAAUAUGUAUUGGCUGCCUAAAGAUUCCAGAACAGUCAUGAACACUCCAACUAUAGUUGCCAGCACUAGAGUUCAAAAUUUAGCUGGUGGUCAGUAUUUGCACAUUGGUUUCAAGAAAACACUAGUCAAAAAAUUGGAAAAUAUUCCCGUAAACUUAUUGCCAGAUACGAUAGACAUCGAUUUCAGCACAGAUGGUGCAAAAGUUGACAAAGGUGCGGAUCAAUUCUGGCCUCAUCAGUAUCGAAUCCUAAAUAUUGAUGAUGAUCGUCCCAUUAUAGCUGGCAUAUUCCAAGGAAAUCAUAAGCCUUCUAACCCAUUCGAAUUUUAUGAAGCAUUUGCUCAGGAACUUAUGGAUGUUCAAGAAAAUGGAGUUCUCGUUAGAAACAAACUUUGUUUUUUGAAUGUACGUCUCUUCAUUGCUGACGCUGAGGCUAGAGCGUUUGUUUUGAAUCAUUACAAACAUAAUUCAACAAAUCCCUGUUCUAAAUGUAAGGUUGAAGGCCACAGAUCUACGGUUCCAGGAUUUGAAAGGACAAUGGUUUUUCCUGGUGAUGAACAUCCACUUCGUACAGAUGAGGAAUACCAAAAUUUAAUAGACGAAGAUCAUCAAAAGGGUGGAAGUCCUCUAGCUGCUCUGUUACCACUAGUAAAACGUGUUCCCUUCGAAGUCUUACAUUCUGUUUAUUUAGGAAAUACGAAAAAGAUUUUGUGUGCUCAAGUAGGCGGACAAUUUGGAUUUCGGAGGUUGAAUGUAAGAAAAUUGCAAAUUCUUGAUGCUCGAAUGAGCGAGCUUAUUCUCUUUUGCCCUUCAGAUUUUAACCGACGUCCACAAGUCUUAACAAAAUAUCAUGCAUUCAAAGGGACGGAAUUCCGACAAUUUCUACUAUACACUUCACCUGCAGUUGUCAAAAAUGUUUUCGAUGAGGAUUAUUAUACACACUUAAUGAUCCUCCAUAGUUCCAUGCGUCUUCUUAAUUCAUCAAACACGCUAAGGGACAUGUAUCCUUUUUGUAGAGAGGCGUUGAAAUCUUACUUUACACUAUGUGAAGUGUUAUACGGGGAGCAGUUUCUUUCUUACAACGUCCACAGUGUGCUACAUUUAGUAGACGAUGUAGAAGAACUCGGUCCUGCGGAUACUCAUAGUGCAUUUCGUUACGAAAAUAAUAUGCAGGAAUUACGUAAAUUUAUUCGAAAGCCGGGUCUGAAAUUACCCCAAAUAUAUAAACGAAUAUGUGAAAAAGAGGAUUACGCUUUAACUCCUAUUGAUCGAAAUAUAAGAAUUGAACUAUCACAACGGCAUGAGGAAGGACCUUUGCCUGCAGAUAUUGAUGCUAAUAUUUGUGAACAAUUUAGAAAGAUUGCAGUUGGCAAAUGCACAUUGUCUACGGCGCUGCGGGACAAUUGUUGCAUUUUAAAGAAUUCCGAAAUUUGUAUUAUAAAUAAUAUAAUACAAACAGAGGAACACAUUUUUUUGAUUGUUCAAAACUUUCGAAUUGUCAACGAAUUAUAUAAUAUUGGAAUAUCAUCUACUUCGGUUGGAGUAUACACUUGUCAGGAUUUGGACUUAAGACUGAAAGCAAUUCCAAUUACAUACGUUGAAAGAAAAAUGUACAGGAUGCCAAAAUGGAGUGAUGUUGAAGGUGAAGAAGAACACGCUAUUCCGAACCAUUGGAUUUGCGCCUCUUUAUUGUCACCUUUCACAUUGCCUGAAAAUAUGUGAAAUGAAACUGAAGCUGACUAUUUGCAAGACGCACUUUGUAUAUACUCAUUACAGAUUAGCAUCAUGGAAAGCGUUGCGAAAAUAUCCACUUUGAAAAAGGAUAAGCACCCACUAAAAAUAUCAAGUAAAGGCAGGACGCUUAAACGUACACAAAAAGUAAUAACAUCUUCUGAUGAAGCUCC